Molecule: messenger RNA, 1232 nt
Organism: Musa acuminata subsp. malaccensis (wild Malaysian banana)
Lineage: Eukaryota; Viridiplantae; Streptophyta; Magnoliopsida; Zingiberales; Musaceae
Source: RefSeq, a predicted model, not a curated record
UUAUCUAUCGGUCCGCGUCCGACCCCUCGGGAUUCACCGACCUCUUCUUCCAGCGGCGUCGGGCUCUGUUCGCCAACUUCAGCGCGCCGCCGUCGGGAGCUACGUCUGCUCACCUUCUGUCGUCGCCGGCUUUCUCCGAGGUUGGCUGUUGCAUCCUCUCCCUGCCCACUUAUUUCCACGCGGAUGACUCGGCAAUGUUUUAGGGUUUCUCGAUCGUGAUUGGAUUCGGAUAUUUUAUAUCGAUUAUAAUAAUGGUGAAUUCUUGAUGAUGCGGCCUUUGGGUUUUGGCGAUCCGAAGGGUAGAGUUGUAUAACAUUUUUGGGAUUGAGGUAGAAGAGAUUGGUGCUUCUGAUGGCAGCCCUUAAAGCUUUUUGGAACAGCCCUGUGGGUCCAAAAACAACUCAUUUUUGGGGACCAGUUGCCAAUUGGGGCUUCGUUAUUGCUGGUUUGGUAGACAUGCAGAAACCCCCAGAGAUGAUAUCUAGGAAUAUGACUUCAGCCAUGUGUGUCUACUCAGCACUUUUCAUGAGAUUUGCGUGGAUGGUAAAACCACGUAACUACUUGCUUCUUGCAUGCCAUGCCUCUAAUGAAUCAGUUCAGCUCUAUCAAUUAUCUCGUUGGGCAAAGGCACAAGGGUACCUUGAGAAGAAAGAGCCUGAAGGUCAGCACUAAGCUGUUACAUGAGCUUCUUCAAAAGAUUUCUCUGAAUAAGAAGGUUGGCUGUUUUUGACAUAAAUGGACCUACUCGAAGCUCAAUUGAUCCUAUAGACACCUGAGUUCAAUCUGGUUGUUGAUUCGUUUAGGAUCAGAUAAAGUUCCCCAUGCAGGGAGGGAUAUGGUACCGUUGAUGAGCAAAACUUUUGCUGCUUGGGAAUGUAAAACUACUUGGAAAUAUGACUAGUGUUUUUUAUGAAGUAUUGUGAUUAUGUUAACAAAGGUAUGACUGUCACCUUCUUGGGCAGCCUUUGUGAGUUUGCUAAAAUUAGCAAACACAAUCCACAAGUCUACGGUAAAUGGGAGAUUUUGGAUAGCAUCAGUGUGUAUAGAUGCAAUCUUAUGUUAAUUAUAUAGAUGUACUUAGUUGAUGCCUAAAAAUUUUUGGAUAGCAUCAGUGUGUAUAGAUGCAAUCUUAUGUUAAUUAUAUAGAUGUGCUUGGUUGAUGCCUAAAAAAAUGCAUCAGUGUGUAUCAGUUCCAUUUACGAAAAAUUAGGGAUUCGUAAUCUCAUUCGAUA